AUGGACAUCGCUACCUCAUCGACGAGCCAUCUAUCGGCUCUAGAGACGGCUAGACCUGCCCCGAACCUCUCCAGCAUGCCGACUGAGAUCCUCAUCAAGAUCAUUGACAACCUUGUCCCCAUCGAUGCGCAACCAGAUAGAUCGGGCUGGAUCUUGAGACUGGACAAAUACCUUAAAUGGUGGACAUCCCAAGGUUUGCCCAAACCGCGGAUACGAGACGAGACCGAAUUGUUCGCACUCUUUCGCUGGUACACCCCAGAGGUUGGCGGACUUCUACUUGUGUCCAGAGAUUUUGCCGACGCCACAGUGUCGGUCUUGAAGCGUCGGAGGGAAGCAACUCUGAUGCCGUCAUGGUACAAAAGAGUGCAAGGACGGCUUCGUGCUGCCAUGGCGAAGUGA
Cyphellophora attinorum is the source of this 399-nucleotide messenger RNA. RefSeq lists its product as uncharacterized. The transcript is spliced from 2 exons. Lineage: Eukaryota; Fungi; Ascomycota; Eurotiomycetes; Chaetothyriales; Cyphellophoraceae. The record is from RefSeq and is a predicted model, not a curated record. Bases 1 to 399 code for a protein of 132 amino acids.